AACGUCCUUAUCACCUCUGUUGAGAUCAGUUAAUUCGUUUGAAACUGUUUUCAUUGUUUCUCUAUCUUCAAUUUUAAUUCCUGAAAUAAAGGAAAUAUCUUUAUGAGGCAUAUCGAUAAUUAUGCUAUAAUUCUAAUAAAAGUAGAAUAAAUUCUAAAAUAUUAAAUAAACCGACAACGGUUGUUUAGGUUGUCAUGGAGACUGUAGUCACAGAGUCGCACGAGAGUGUAGCUAUGGAGGACACGCCACUGUUUACACGUGCACAAUCCCUGACUCGCGACAGGGACCCCGGCACACGUGAUUCUCACCCGACAGGAAAUUUUGUCGGCCUUCUGCAUCAAGGUUCAAUCAAUGAGGCCUCCUCGCCGCCCCGGUUUUCGCCAUGCCCAUCUCCCCUGAAGAUCUCCAACCUGAUCGCCCCAUCACCCGGCAUCGUUGUGUCCGUGCCCCAGCACUCCGAACAGGCCCUAUCGCCACCGCCCGGUGGGUCGGGCAAGCGGAUGUCACCUGGACUUGUGUGUGUGGUGUGCGGGGACACAUCCAGCGGGAAGCACUAUGGCAUCCUGGCAUGUAAUGGCUGCAGCGGCUUCUUCAAGCGUAGUGUUCGCAGGAAACUCAUCUACAGAUGCCAGGCGGGGACGGGACUAUGCGUGGUUGACAAGGCCCAUCGGAACCAAUGCCAGGCCUGCCGCCUCAAGAAAUGUCUCCAGUUGGGCAUGAACAAGGACGCAUGGGAUACGUGUGUACGAAGUGAUAGAAACGCCGUGCAGAACGAGCGGCAACCAAGGAACACGGCCCAGGUGCGGAACGACCAGCUGGAUACCGGGCUGGACAGCGGCCUAGCGGCCCCCUAUGCGACCGUGUCCGCCACCCAUCCCGCCUUCUCACCAGCAGCCAAGCGCCGGAUCCUACCUGGCAUGAUGGCUCACGACCAAGCAACUAAACCAGAAAACAGCUUACCUGAAGAUGGAGAUGAGAACAUAGACGUGACGUCAGAUGCGAAUGAGCGGCACGUGACGCCAUACUACAGUAACUACGGUGACGUUUUUUAUCCCCUGGGCGGCCAAGAGACGCUGUACGAGUGCUCGGCCCGCCUCCUCUUCAUGGCCGUCCGCUGGGCCAAAAACCUCCCGUCAUUCGCGAACCUUCCAUUUCGAGACCAGGUGAUCUUGCUGGAGGAGACGUGGGGAGAGCUCUUCAUGCUCUGCUCUAUCCAGUGGUCCAUGCCCAUGGACGCCUGUCCGCUCCUCGGCGCCCACGACCACGCCCAGGCUAAGUCAGGUGCGCUUGCCGCUGACAUCCGUGCACUCCAAGAGAUGUUUGCGAGGUUCAAGUCUAUCGGUGUCGACCCGGGCGAGUUUGCAUGCCUCAAAGCAGUUUCUCUAUUCAAACCAGAGACCCGGGGCCUAAAGGAUCCGCGACAAGUGGAGAGUCUUCAGGACCAGGCGCAAGUAAUGCUGGGCCAACACAUCCGGGCCCAGCAUCCCACACAGCCCGUAAGGUUUGGACGGCUGCUGCUGAUGCUGCCGUCGCUGAGGCUCGUGGGAUCGGGGGCCAUUGAGAAGGUGUUCUUUGGCCGCUCCAUUGGAAACACACCCAUGGAGAAACUCCUCUGUGACAUGUUUAAAAGUUGAAUCCUGA
Mya arenaria is the source of this 1641-nucleotide messenger RNA. Its product is annotated as photoreceptor-specific nuclear receptor-like. Lineage: Eukaryota; Metazoa; Mollusca; Bivalvia; Myida; Myidae. Gene Ontology annotation, biological process: positive regulation of transcription by RNA polymerase II; anatomical structure development; cell differentiation. The coding region runs from base 195 to 1634 and encodes 479 amino acids. The transcript is spliced from 9 exons. Gene Ontology annotation, molecular function: zinc ion binding; nuclear receptor activity; RNA polymerase II cis-regulatory region sequence-specific DNA binding. The record is from RefSeq and is a predicted model, not a curated record.